CUCUCUCUAUCUCUCUCACCAUUCAAUCACUCCCAUUCUUUUUUCAAAAUCUCUUUUUUCCCACUCUCUCUCUCCCUCUCUCUAGCUUGAAGAACAAGAUUGGUAUAUUUGUUACAACGGGCUGAUUUAUCAAUAUAUUUCACAAAUAAAGAAGAAGAAGAAGAAGAAGGGUGAUAUCUCGAAGAAAAUGGGGAAGAAAGAGCAGAAAGAUCAUCAUUCAACAGUAGAAAGCGACGACAAAGUCGAAGCUGUUCUGCAUCUCCUUCGUAAACAUUCUCCUCUCACUCUUAAACAGGAGAAGUUCUGUAACAGAGGUUGUGUCAGUAGAUUCUUGAGAACAAAAGGAGACAAUGUGAAGAAAGCAGCUAAACAGUUAAGGUCAUGCCUUUCAUGGAGAUCCUCUCUUGGCAUCGAGAGCUUGAUCGCCGAUGAGUUCACGGCGGAGCUAGCUGAAGGUCUUGCCUAUGUCGCCGGUCUUGACGACGAGUGUAGACCCGUUUUGGUUUUCCGCAUUAAACAAGACUAUCAGAAGCUACACACGCAGAAACAGUUGGCUCGUUUGGUAGUAUUUACAUUGGAGGUGGCAAUCUCAACCAUGUCCAGGAACGUCGAAGAAUUUGUCAUCCUUUUCGAUGCUAGCUUCUUCAAAUCAGCAUCAGCCUUCAUGAACAUACUUGUGACUACACUCAAAAUAGUCGCAGAGUAUUAUCCCUGUCGCCUUUUUAAAGCUUUUGUCAUCGACCCUCCUUCUCUUUUCUCGUACCUUUGGAAGGGUAUUCGUUCAUUCCUGGAUCUUUCAACGGCCACGACGAUUGUAUCCAUGCAGAAUUUCCAAAACUCGUUUGACUACGACGACGACUUCUCUUCUUCUUACCCCUCACGAGUCUCCUCCCUUCGUUUCGACACGUCAUCGAUAAAAUCAACUGACAAGAUCGGCUCUUGCGCAUCCUCUAGGUUCGCCUUCACCGUAUCUCGCGACGGUCUCGACACGGUCAAACCUUGGUGCCUCACGCUGACCGACACGUCAUCAUCUAAGCUAGGACACACAGGCGCGUACCUCUCGCCGCUAAACGCGCGCUCUUUCUCCUUCGCGUCACCCGCGGCUAGGCGCGAGCCUCUGGCUGGGGCCAGGAGAAGCUUCUUCGCUUCGACGCCGAUGCCAGCUAGGACGACCGACCGUCACUUUGUCGGAGGAAGCCUCCGCGACCCGCGGGUACCUCGCCCGUCUUUCUUCCAGUCUCCGGCGGUGUUUUUCCGGCGAGAGACACACGUCAGCAAAACUGAGAAGCCGCGAAGAGAUUCGUUCGUUCCUUUCCUCAAGUUCUAUCGUAGACCGUACGAUGAGAUGACUUAUAGGUCAAAGAUGCGGCCCCCACUCGGUGGUCUCGUCUCCAUAGUUUCUACUCAGAUUAGACGCCGGCACGUGUCUUUGUCUCAACGGUUCUAGCUUAUGAAGCUAUACACUCCAUUCACCCUCUUGAAGAAGUACGUAACAGUAUAUAACUUUUGUUGCCAUUUUGUUAUAAAAGUUCUCCAUUAUUAUUGUUGACUCUUGUUUCUAUCGUGUUAGUUCGUCACAUGUAUUUUUAAUAAUUU
Molecule: messenger RNA, 1596 nt
Organism: Raphanus sativus (radish)
Lineage: Eukaryota; Viridiplantae; Streptophyta; Magnoliopsida; Brassicales; Brassicaceae
Product: SEC14 cytosolic factor
Exons: 7
Coding region: 188-1447 (419 amino acids)
Source: RefSeq, a predicted model, not a curated record